Messenger RNA from Epinephelus fuscoguttatus (brown-marbled grouper), 10870 nucleotides. RefSeq names its product melatonin receptor type 1B-B-like. Gene Ontology annotation, molecular function: melatonin receptor activity. The coding region runs from base 332 to 1396 and encodes 354 amino acids. The record is from RefSeq and is a predicted model, not a curated record. Lineage: Eukaryota; Metazoa; Chordata; Actinopteri; Perciformes; Serranidae. Gene Ontology annotation, biological process: G protein-coupled receptor signaling pathway. The transcript is spliced from 3 exons. Gene Ontology annotation, cellular component: membrane.
UGAUGAGGAGCAUGAGGUCUGGAAAGACAGAGCAGAGGAAAGAAUAGGUGGAGGAGCAGGAGUGGGGAUUCAAGUGGCGCAUCUUUGCUCUCAGCAUCCAGGGUCCCUGGACUGUCUUAUGGGUCUCGGUGGGCCGCCGUCCGCGCCAGGUGGACUGGCAGCGGGGCGGCUCCGGACUCUGGCGCAGGUUACGCCGCUGGACGCAGUGACAGAGAAAACCCGCGGCGGCCACUGAGGGACACAACUGACAUUUUUGGCUGUCACAGUGAAGCAGCAUGCCAGCGAUCACUCACACCGACCGCGGGGUGUGAGGAAGAGGGGGAGAGAGGCUAUGGACAUGCAGGGGGAUGACUCGCUGUUGAAGAACCGGACGGUACACGGGCCGGAGCCGAGCCAGGGGGCAGCGCGCCCUGCAUGGGCAAUCACGGCGCUGGCGAGCGUGCUGAUCUUCACCACUGUGGUGGAUAUCCUGGGAAACCUGCUGGUUAUCGUGUCUGUGCUUAGGAACCGCAAACUAAGAAAUGCGGGAAAUGUCUUUGUGGUGAGCCUAGCCUUCGCUGACUUGGUGGUUGCAUUCUACCCCUACCCUAUGGUGUUGUACGCCAUCUUCCAUGAUGGCUGGUCACUCGGUGAAACCCAGUGCAAGGUGAGUGGCUUCCUGAUGGGGUUGAGUGUCAUUGGCUCUAUCUUCAACAUAACAGGCAUCGCCAUCAACCGUUACUGUUACAUCUGCCACAGCUUCAGCUACGACAAGCUGUACAGCUACCGCAACACGCUGCUGCUGGUGGCACUCAUCUGGCUGCUGACCGUUGUGGCCAUCGUGCCCAACUUUUUUGUUGGUUCACUCCAGUACGACGCACGCAUCUACUCAUGCACAUUUGCACAGACAGUCAGCACGUCCUACACCAUCACUGUAGUGGUCAUCCAUUUCUUUGUACCCAUUGCUGUGGUCACCUUCUGCUACCUGCGUAUCUGGAUCCUGGUCAUCCAGGUAAGGCGGAAGGUAAAGUCAGAGGUCCGCCCUCGCAUCAAGCCCAGCGACCUUAGGAACUUUAUCACCAUGUUUGUGGUGUUCGUGCUGUUUGCUAUUUGUUGGGCACCACUCAACUUCAUUGGGCUCGCUGUUGCUGUCAACCCUGAAGCAGUGGCGCCUCACAUCCCGGAGUGGCUCUUUGUGGUCAGCUACUUCAUGGCUUACUUCAACAGUUGCCUUAAUGCCAUCAUCUAUGGCCUGCUUAACCAGAACUUCCGGAGGGAGUACAAGCGGAUCAUCAUGUCAGUGUGGAUGCCUCACCUCUUCUUCCAGGAGACGUCCCGAGGGGGCACUGAGGGCAUGAAGAGCAAACCCUCGCCAGGGCUCAAUAACAAUGAGCAAGUAAAAGGAGAAACCCUGUGACACUGAUUUCCUCCUCUUUCAUCUCCUCGUCCCUCCUCUUCUGUGUUCACUUGUGCAGUGCCAUUGAUCAGACUUAAAUCUUUACUGUGCCAAAGCAAUGAACUCUGGAAAUACAGAUAGAAUGACCAACAGUGAGCGGGAGAUUAAAAUGAAAAAAGAGAUCAAACAGAGGCAUACUGACUACAAUAGUAAUGUUAGUCAUUCUUUUAAGAGUGCCAUUCAUAAAACCUGAGGCUCAUCAAUUUCAGUUUGCACUGAUUUUAUCUAAAGAAUUUUUUUUUAAUUCAUUUGAAAAACUUACUGUGAAAUUGAUUGAUUUGAUUAUAUGUUCCCUUCCCUAAAACAUUGCUCAACUUAGUUUACAGUAAAUAACGACAGAUGAUGGAAAGUACACCCAGAAUAAGUUUCUGCAACAGAGUGAAGAGAAAAAUGGAGAUAUGUUAGUUAGACGUGGUAUGCUCCUGGGGGUAAAAAAAAAAAAAAAAAAAUCAUUGAAUCCAUUGAAUUGUCCCCCUGCAAAAUUUUGCCCCUUAAGGACUAAAAGCCAGAGGUGUGAACUAAAGAUCACAUGACUUGGACUUGAGUUGGUCUCGAGUCAUAAAUCUGAUGACUUUAGACUCAACUUGACAAAAUCAAAAAAGACUUGCACCUGGACUUGGACUAAAACACCAGUGACUGGUGACUUCACUUGGACUGAAGCCUUUUGACUUGAAAGUAAUUAAUACUUUUCUAAAGGGCCCAAAGAUUAAAAAGUUUGUUAAAGUCAAAGUCAGUGAACACAUGAUAACUGUUAGAAAAUACAUGCUAAAAGCGUGAAGACUGGGCACUGCCAGUGCUACACUGUGGAGUUUGACAGUUGAACUGUUUUUUACCACUUCUGUGUCCAGAGCUUUUUGGGCGGGUCUAAAAGCCUGUUCAGUGAUGCACUAAAGCCAUCCAUAACAUAACCCUUCCCCUAUUAUAUAAAUACUACAUUACUACAAACGUUGUCUUAGGGCGCAUUGCACUAGUGUCGUUCUGUUCGCCCACUGUGUGUGAGGGGCAAGUUUGCUAUGUCCCGUGAGCUCUCUGAGCUCAUUUAGUCUAAUAAAUACAUGAAUAAACAUCUCUGUUAAAUGCCUCAGCCAUAUAAACACAAGCUUAACAGCCAUCACUAAUGUACCUUUCAUUCUCUCUGGCCGAAUCAGCUACCCAGCCUACCAGCAAUUGCUGCUCACUGCUGUGGGCUUUUUCUAACAUUAGCUGUUGUUAGCUGCUUUACAAGAGGCUAUAGCUGCACAGCAGCUCUUGUUCCUCCUAGUUCAUAGGGCAUGUGCUGUGCAAUCAUAGAUUGUCUGUGCUAGUGGCUUAGCUACUAACAAGAGUCUGUUGCUGCGCAGGGACUCAUACUUCGGCUUGGGGGUUGUGUAUAUGACUGUGCCUCUGGCUUAGCUUCCGACAAGUGUCGGUCGUUUCGUUAACUGCUAACAAGAGUCUUUCACUGCACUGCAGCUUUUUUUUUCAGCUCGGGGUUUGUGUAUGCUUUGUGCUACUGGGUUAGCUUCUAAUUAGUGUCCAUUGUUUCAUCAUGGCUUUUCAGUGGACACAUCCCCAGCAUCUCAGAGCAGAGAAUACUGCCCAUUUUUUUUCACAAUUUUGAAAUCUAAUUUUAUAUACCAUGCAAUUUUUUUCAAUCAUUCAAAUUGGGCUGGGUGGUUUACACAUUUUUCUGUGGUGUUACAAACUCAUUACAGGUUGGUGAUGGUUGGCAAUAUCACAUACGACAUAAAGUACUUUGUGAAGUAUUUUACAACAUUUAUAUUAUAUAUAUAUAGUUUAGGACUUGACUCAGGACUUGUCAGUCUUUAUUUAGGACAUGAUUUGGGAUUUGCCUGUCUUGAUUUGGGAUUUGACUCAGAAGUUCAGACUUACUUGUGACUUGAAAAAUAAUGACUUGGUCCCACCUCUGCCAAAAGCUAGUCAAUUUGUCUAAUAUUAAUUAAUUAUUAAUUAUUAUUAAUAUUUCAGUCCAGAGUGUAACAUCCUGACACUUACUGGCACACAAAGUGUAAGAGGCAGUGUGACCUUUAUGUAGCAGGGGUAAGACUGCAUUCACACCAAAUCAGGCAUUGUGGUGAUCAGAAGUAGGAUGGUGCAGUGGUGUGGGAGUGUCACUUGAAUAGCCCAGUUGUGGGGAGGUGGAGGGUGAAGACCAACUAUAGAAAGGAAAUCUCCCCAUCUCAGGGACUGAGUACUUGUCUUCAGUAAGUUUGUUUAUGUUGGCUUUAAAGAUUUGUAGAAUUUCUUUUGGUUAUUGUAACUGUAGUAUCUUUACUACCAUAAAAGGCGUGUUCUCAUAAACAAAGCAAGUGCUCUCCUUGGAUACGAGCUGUUAAUACGUACUUUAUUUCACUCACUAUAAUUUUUCAACGUUGCUGAAAACUGACUUGUUCCUGUGGACUGCUGGCAUUGUCCAGUCUGAUUGCUGGAUAUGUGAUUGGUCACCACAGCAUGAUGUAUAAAAAAAUAAAAGAGAGGAAAAGCCCUGGUCCUGAUGGUCUUGAAAGAAAAUUAUUGAAGAGGUGUGUCAGUCAACUCAGUAUGGGUGAUUGGGUUGUAUUUUUCCAAAAGUUAAUUCUGUUCAGGCCACUAUGUUUUUUGCCUGAUUUAGUGUGAACGCAGCCUAAUGUUGUGAGGGCAUGUGGAUAUCCAAGUGGAUAGGCAUGUAGCAUGUCUGCAGCUCAGACAUUGAUGUCAGUAUUGUUAAAAUACAUAACAUAAAAAACAUUUCUUCCUAGUUCUCUAAAAUGCUAUCACUGAAUGUAACCUGUGGUGCACCAGAAUUCAAUAUAACAUUCUUCCGGCCGCAGUGUUGGGACAGUCUUUCACUUCUCUGUAGCACAGUUUUCAGGACAAACAUUUUUAGUUGCACUAUUGUUAAGACUCAAAUGGCAAAAUUGUCUGUAUAACCCCAUAUACCUAACCUAAACCUAACCUAACCUAACCUAAACUAUCUCCUGAAUAGUUCCAGGAACUAAGGAACCCUAGAAACUAAACUCAGGAACUAAAUCAGAAACAAAAGCCUCUUUUGCUCGCUGUUAAAUGGGUGGAAACUAUGCAAACUAGUCAACAUGGCAGAAGACUUGGGUCUAAAACCUGUUUCCACCAAGCAGCCUGGUACAGUUCAGUUCAGCUCGGCACACAUCUUUUCCGUUUCCACUGUGAAAAGUUGUGGAUGGUACCAAUGGAACUGUUCCGUACCAUCCCCAUUUUUGGUAACCCCUCUGUUGGGGUACCCAGCACACAGAUCUGGUAGUGAAAGGUGGAGCUCUGAACACUGCAGUCCGUUGACUGGUCAACAGAGGACAGUCACUCUUGAUCAGGGCUGAGUUGCGGCUGGUUUUAAGGCUUAUGUAACCACUGCUCAUACCAUGGCAAGUCUUACAUAUAUUAGUAAACUAUAACUAUAAAAUUAAAGGAUGUUUUGUUGCCUCUUGCGGCAGCUGUAGACUGAGAAAAAAAUUAUUUAAUUAACUGGGCAGACUGCCGGCAACUUUUAAGGCGAAAUGUUUACUUGUAAUUUUAUUCAAUGCAUGAGUUGAUGACGUGAAUCACACCAUCAACACACCUUAAAUUUCAAUAUGACAACUUUGACCAUUCCAUUAGUUUUUAUUGUCCCUCUUGGACAACAUCAUACACUGUUAGUAAUGAGUGCAUCUUCAAGCAUUUAAAAAUUUAUAUUCAUUUCAACUGCAUAUAUUCUGAUCCUCACUUGGAGGGAAAAAAAAGUGUCACGGAGCAUUGUUCUUAUGGACUACGGCAUCACAAAACCCCCCCGCUUGCUUGAGAAGGACAAAAUGCACAAACCUACUAUUUUUAAAUAUCCCACUGACAGAGACUCUCACUGCAGCCUGUUCUAAUUUCUUCUGAAAACGUCGGCGUGCAACCCCAUUCUGUAGAUGAUAAACGAGUCGCAGACUUUUAUCUGAGAUAAAAGUCUGCGACUCGUUUAUCAGAUAUAACUUUUAAAUUCAGAGAGUGCUGGAUGGAGCAGUGAGUAACAACGACCCCACCCACAUAUUAGAGUACUGUUUGCAGUGGGAACGCCAAACGGACCUGGGGUCUAGGUACCAUCGGUAUCGGUUACUGGCCAGAUAGCAUAUCGACGAAAAUAUAUGAUAUAUGUAUAUAUAUAUAUAUAUAUAUAUAUAUAAUGUAUAAAGACACACAAACAUAUUUUAUUUUGUUGGGAUCUGGUCACUCUACCUGAAGAGGCAUUAUGAGACUGAAAACGCCAAAGAAGUGUCACUUUGCUGAGUGUCUAGGUGGAUAUUAUUAUUAUUAUUAUUAUUAUAUUAGUUUCAGUUGUGGAAUAUCACAUUAAAUCAAACUGCAGUUAUUUUUAGUCUCAUCAAACUGCAUAUAACUUUGAUUUUAACAUCGAGAAAUGAUAAGAAAUCUUAACGCUUCAUUCUGAUAUUGAUGCCUGUGCAACUUGACACAGUGCUGCAAACCCCACCCUGAUAACUCCUGGGUCAUUAGAAGAUUCUCCUUCAAGAGCAGGGCCCUUACUGGGGACCAGGAGCGAGACGUCCCUGAGUUCCUGCGUUCUUGUGAAGGGUUUCUGCAAGUUCCUGCAGUGGAAACAGGCUACAUGUUCUUUUCUCCAACACUUUAACCAAGUGGGGUGAAAUGAUCAGAAACUUCUAUUAUCUCUGAUAUGAUUUCACUUUGAUUUUUGCAAGGUUGAUUUAGUUCAGUGGAUGUUCACCUGCUUCUUAGUAUUCAAAAUAAUGAUGACUUCCAUGCUUUUUUAAUGCAAGAAAACCAAAAUUGAUGAGCCCUAAACAUGUAUUGCAACAUGGUAUGUAUCAUGUUUUGUACACCUCAGGGUGCCUGCCUCCUCUCCUGUGUGGGCCAUAUGUAUCUGAAAGUGGAGGCACCAAGAGAUUAGUAAUUUUUGGUGUUUUACAUCAUGAAGUCCAUGAUGGAUGUUUUAAAGUCUACACAGUGGCUUCAUUAUCCCUCUGGAUUUCUGUACUGUAUUAGUAUUGUACUACUGUGUGUUUUGGUGCACCAGAUGUUUUUAAAGGUAUAAUGUUUAACAGUAAUUAUUGUACCUUUAAUUUCUACAAGAAAAAAAAAAGAUUCAAUUAUUUUGUCUUUUUUUUUUAUAACCAUGGGUAAAUGCACUACAGCAUGAUGAAUCCCUUUGUCUUUCAUUUUGUUACUGGAGGAUGCCUCAAAUUUCUUAUAGGAAUUUCCAUGGUUUGUCAAAGGUGCCUAAUUUGUUGUUCAUCAGAGUGAUGGUUUUGCCAAAAAAAAGAAAAAAAAACAAAAAACAAAACAAAAAAUGUUGACAGAAGGCUAUGGUGAGGUUACAGGUAUGUAAUUAAUAAGCUGUUUUACCAAUAUCACUCAUCACCUGAUAGAGUAGUGUCAAGGUGUGUUCACACCAAAUGGGAAGGGAAGGACAUGAACAUUUUCGAUAUCUAAAUUAGAAAACAUGCACGAGUUGAAAAUAUUUCAAGGCUUUAUGACUCCAAUUUUUGAAAGUAUAAAAACACAAGAGAAAAUAGUGGAGUAUUAUAUCAGAAAGGACUGCAAAACCUUUGAAAUCAGUCAGAAUCUGAUUGUGUGUCAAACAGACAGACAGACACAAACACACACACACACACAGAGGUUUACUUAAUAUCGGUGACUUUUGGGGAAAUUACAUAGCCUUGCAUUUAUUUCAGCAUCAGUGUAUCACAAGCCAGAUGGCCAAAAUCAUGUAAUUUUGUGUUUAAACAUUCAUUUUCAACAUCUUACUGUAAUGCCUUCUAAACUGCAGAGCUGGCACUGGAUGUCAAAAUGACGUCAGAAAGACGUUGGACAAACGUUAAGUUUUGGUUGGGAUGAAAAUCGGGAUAAUGAUAUUUCAAAUGUUAGAAUUUCAACAUUAUGAUGUUUUGCAGAUGUUGGGCUUUGUUCUCCAUACCUUACAACGAAAAGUCGUUAUUCUACGUUGACAUGUCGUUGGCAUGAGAAACGUUUUGGUGACGUAGCAACACAACUUAAAACCUAAAUUGCUGACCAGCUGAGUGGAAGCAACCAUUUAAUUCAAGAUUUAAGAGGAGAGCAGUGUGAUAAGACCUCUUCUUUUUCCUUUCGUUGUAUUUCACUCCUUGUAGUGCUUUUUUUUCACUAUUGAAACUACUACUUCCAUUAUGAAUUUGACAAGAUAAUGUGAAUGAACAUGCAAAACUUAAAAUUAUAUUAUUCCUGCAUUAAUCACUAUUCAGUGUUCAUAAUAUUAAACACUUUAACCAAAGGUUAUCAGCUCUCAGUGGUGAUCCAGGAAUGGACCGUCCACAACAGAACAUCACAGCAAGUAGUAAUCAUGUAACAGACAGGUUCCUGAGCUAUAAACCAGAACAGAUGCAGGAGCCAUGUAAAGCUCCUCUCCAACUGUAACAUCUGGCUUUUUAAUGUAAUGGAAAAGGUUACAAUCAGCAUUCACACCCAGAUGACUUUGCAGCAGUCACAGGAAUUUAUUGGCUCUGUCUCCAAUUGGCAGUGAUGGAAACACACUUUUACCGUCGAGAUGCAAUUACUUGCCACCACGAAAUACUGUCAGACUCCAACCAAGCAGAAAAUCAUCAGUCUGCGCCAAGUUUGAAAAGGAGACUGAAUAAGUAAGAGAUAUAUUAAACACAAUUAACUACUGUAACAUUUUCACUGGCCUUCAUGCUGCUUUCUACUGUUUAUUAACCUGUUUUCAGGCCUGUCUGUGAUGUCAAACGUGACACACCAGCAAAAAAAUCUGAAAGGCAUACUCGUCUGCUGCAGAGCCCUGUACAUGGCUUUAGUCUACUGGCAAUGGGAAAGGACUCAAUAACCUAUUUUUAAUGGGUUUUCCCAUGUUAAAAAAACUGUGUACACAUGCUCAUUUUGGGUCACAUGACCAGAUAUAACAAACAUGCAUGUCAGUGUUUACAUUCAAAGCGGGUGGAGCUAGCGUUGCCCGUCAAAGGAAUAGAAAGAAUGUUGUGAUAACACACCAAAAUUAAUAUAGACAUGCGUUUAAUGAAUUAAGAUGUCACAUUUAAACAUGUGAAGCAAUAACUUUUUAUGUAAAGACAAAAAAAAUCCUGUGUGAUAACACACAAGAAACAACAUGGUUUUGGCCACCUGGCUUACAGCUAGCAGCUGCACAGUCGAUACAGUCACUGUUUGUGGCAAAUAAACACAAAGUGCAAAACCUCUCCAGCAGUCAUAUUUGUGCAAAAAGACAAAAAAUUGCUUCUGUGUGAACACACCAUCAGUCAUCAGACGAAUGCAGUGCUAUAAAAUCUGGUUUGUCCGGUAAACCAUUAGAACAUUUAGAUAUGUAAGCCUACAAUAAAGUCAUGAAACAAAAACCCUGAAGGUAUAUAAAAGCACAAUUAUCUCUGAAGCCCGGGUGACAGUGUACUUAUGCAGUUUACAAGUUUAAUCUUAGUAAAGUUUCAAUCUUAGUAAUGAUGAGAAUCACCAGUUUCUCUAUGCAUUUCAUAUGCCAUAUCACUACCAGAGAACAUGACAGCUAAAGAAGCUUCCUCAGUACUUGUGAAUAAUGCUACUACUGUUUUUAUCCAGUCUAUCUUAGUAAAAAACCAAGGGAAACAGAUGGUGCAGGCUGAUCUCCAGGCCCGUCACUCUGUAUUCCAUGUUGGUGGAGAAUGUGCAUGAGUUUCUUGAUUGACCUUUUCUGUUUGGAAUGUCUUUUAUUACUUCUGCUUUUAUGAUUCUGGCUUGGGGUCUAAUGAUAACUGUGAAAAACUGCUGCUGAAAAGAUUAACGUAAUGAUGUGAUGAUGAUAAAUGGUUGGACCUGAUAGUGCAUAUUAAAUGUGUGCUAUGUGCUGCAAAUGCAAUGAUGACAAAAGAAAACAAACAAACAAAAAAGACAUUGUAUUGUUUUUAAAGGAGCACUAAGCGACUCUCCCAUGGGCUUUCUUCAAAGAUUCUUCUUCACUCCAACAAUUAUCCCACAAGGUUUAAAAUGCUACAGUGUAAUAUAGCUCAUGAGUGACACCUGCAGGCCAAGGACAUACUAUAAUUUCAAAUAGCUGAAACCUUUAUUUACCUCACUUGCAGAGAGAACCCGGUCUAUUUGGAACAGGCUUGUAUUAGAGACAGGCCUUUAGUUUUAAUUUUCCUUGUUUUUGUAAGUAUUUUCCAUAUUUUAUUGAUAAACGUCCUACUUUCUGAAUUACUCCCUUUUAAGUUAUUGUUGCUGCAGACUCAGCACGUCAGUAAUCUUUUCCUUUAGUUUUGAUAAAUUCAGUAUAGUGUACAUUUCUACAGAUGUAAUUCCACUGGUACAACAGAGUUGUGAACACAAACACUAUUCCCUCUAUUUUAAUAUUUUUCACAGAAAAGCCCAUGUGUAUAUAAAUAAAUGAGUAAAUAAAUAAAUGGCCUGACUGAUCGCUUCGUGGUCAUUUAAAAGCAAAGACAAGUUGUAUUUGCAACUGUGACUUGAGCAUAUUUAACACGUCUUCAUCCCAACUCGUCACAUAUCGCCGCUUAGUCAGUUGACUUUCACAUCUACAUGUGACACACUAGGUAACCUCCUGCAUCUGUUGUUGAUGUUCCGGGAUAGCGUGUCAAUUUAUGCUUGUUACAUGAAUUUUUAAAUAGACUGUAAAAAUAAUGGACGUAGCUACUGUGAUGUCACCCAUUAGUUUGUGGAUCCCCCUUUUGAAGCCUCGAGUACAGCAUUUUGGCCGUCGUUUUUUUGGAGCCAGACGUGACCAUAUUUGAUCGAGGGACUUGAGCUGUGAAGGAUUGAGGGGAUGGAUCUGACUGAGAAACCUUAAAUAUGCAUAAAAUUCACCCCCUCUACAGUCAUUAAUGGUGAAAUGACCUAUAGAGACCAAAACUGUUUUUUGCACCAGGCUGUAAACAUGUUUAUUUCUGCUGUAAAGUUGGGCAUUUUAACAUAGGUUUCUUUGGAUAUUGACUGGCUUCUGGAGCCAGCCUCUGGUGGCCAUUUGGUGAACUGCAAUUUUGGCAGUUCCACAUUGGUUUCAUUUUUCAGCCUUGGAGCUUGCCGCUUGUUAUUUCCAUGUGCAACAAAAGCACGUGGUUAUAUUAGGAAAAAGGCAUCAUGGAUUGGCAUUAAAACUCACACAUGAAAUGAACAGUGUGCUCCCAGGUGAAAGGUCAGGGUUUGUUGGACCCAUCCACCUCCCCUCCUGCCAGCCCUAUAUGGGCUUUCCAGCUCUUUAUAUUAAGUUGUUAUUGGCAGCGUUACAAGCUGGUGGUAUAUCAUAUUACUGCAAAAGGCACCUUUCUGCAUCAGUAUCUGACACUGACAUCACUGACAAAGCGGCGGUAUUUGACACGUUCGGAAUGAGAAUGGAGUGGGAUAUAAUGGAAACAUGAUUUAUAAGUUUGCCUCUGUAAAAAUGGUUGCCACUGUAAAGAAUUAAAACAAAUCAAUAAAACCAUUUUUAGUUUUCUGAAA